GGACGCACGUGGUGUCCCCUUCCUGGUUUCCCGUCGGAUUUUGGUCGGAAGGGAUCGCGGCGGGUCUGUAUUGGACCCAAACAGUUUCUAUGGCCCCCCUUCAGGCCUCGGGACGGAGGAGGAAAAGACAGCGGCGGUGUAAGGAUCAUGAUUUAGACCCGCAACAGGACUAUGAGAUGCCAGUGCCGACCUUCCCCACAUCUGAUUGUGCUUCUGAUGUUGAACCAGACACCCGGGAAAUGGUUCGGGCCCAGAACAAGAAAAAGAAGAAGUCGGGGGGCUUCCAGUCCAUGGGUUUGAGCUACCCAGUGUUCAAAGGGAUAAUGAAGAAAGGCUACAAAGUGCCUACCCCAAUCCAGAGGAAGGCUAUUCCACCCAUCCUGGAUGGCAAGGAUGUGGUUGCCAUGGCAAGAACGGGGAGUGGGAAGACAGCCUGUUUCCUCAUUCCCAUGUUUGAGAGGCUAAAGGCACACAGUGCAAAGACUGGGGCCCGGGCUCUCAUCCUCUCACCCACUCGAGAACUUGCCUUGCAGACUCUGAAGUUCACCAAAGAGCUUGGCCGGUUCACAGGCCUGAAGACUGCCUUGAUUCUUGGAGGAGACAAGAUGGAAGACCAGUUUGCAGCGCUGCAUGAAAAUCCUGAUAUAAUCAUCGCCACUCCUGGCCGCCUGGUUCAUGUGGCUGUGGAGAUGAAACUCAAGCUACAGAGUGUGGAAUACGUGGUGUUCGAUGAAGCAGACAGGCUCUUUGAGAUGGGCUUUGCCGAGCAGUUGCAGGAGAUCCUCGCCCGGCUCCCAGAGAGCCGCCAGACAGUGUUGUUCUCUGCCACCCUGCCAAAACUUCUGGUGGAGUUUGCCAGAGCUGAACAGCCUUCUUCCUCUGUGUGGGAAAUCAGCCAUGCACAAAUCCUAGCAGCUGUGCAAGCAGAGGAGGGACUCUCCUUCUUCCAUGUCCGUGCGGAUGACAAGCCAGCACUCCUAUUGUAUCUACUCAGGACUGUAGUAAGACCCCAGGAUCAGACCAUUGUGUUUGUGGCCACCAAGCACCACACGGAGUAUCUUAAAGAGCUGUUGACGGCGCAGGGUGUGGAAUGUACACACAUCUACAGCUCUCUGGACCAGACAGCCCGCAAGAUUAACAUCGGCAAAUUCACCCAUGGCAAGUGCUCGGUGCUGAUUGUCACUGACUUGGCCGCCCGUGGGAUUGACAUCCCCCUGCUGGACAAUGUGAUCAACUACAGCUUCCCUGCCAAGGCCAAGCUCUUCUUGCACCGUGUGGGCCGAGUAGCACGUGCUGGGAGGAGUGGAACAGCCUACUCUUUGGUGGCACCAGAUGAGACUCCCUACGUCUUUGAUUUGCACCUGUUUCUGGGCCGUCCCCUUCUCCUUGCCAGUCCCCACAAGAAGCCCACAGAUACGGAUGGCGUCUUUGGUCGCGUCCCCCAGAGCAUCAUCGAUGAUGAGGAGAGCCUCUUGCAGACAGACCAUGAGCGCUCGCUGGAACUGCAGAGCUUGCAGCGAGUAUCCGACAACGCUCAGAAACAAUACCUGAAGUCACGGCCAAGUCCGUCACCAGAAUCCAUCAAGAGAGUCAAAGAAAUGGACCUCUCUCUUCUGGGCAUUCAUCCUCUAUUCAGUCUGCGCUUUGAGGGGGAUGAGAUAGAGAGGCUGAAAUUCGUGGACAGCAUCAAAACGUACCGUUCCAGAGCGACUAUCUUUGAAAUCAACGCUACCAACAAGACGUCGGCCAGUGACAUCAUGCGAGCCAAACGAAGCCGCGACCGGCAGCUCAUUGACCGUCACCAAAGGAAGCAGCAAGAAAGAUUGUCCUUGGCGGCAGAGAAGGUCCGAGAUCCGGCUGUGCCAGUGGCCGCCAAGCAAGACUCUGAGGAGGAGGAAGAAAGCCUUCAGGAGAUCUUUGCCUCCGUGGUUGGAAGAAAGCGGAAGCAACCCCAGGUGGGACCAGGCACAGGGAAAAAGAGGAAACAGGUGACUCAGAGAGAUGAGGAAUUCUACAUCCCUUACCGGCCAAAGGAUUUUGAUUCCGAGCGUGGGCUCAGCAUCAGCGGGGAAGGCAGCACUUUUGACCAGCAGGCUUCAGGCGCUGUCCUCGAUCUCAUGGGCGACGAAAACCAGAACAUGAAUACAAACAAACAACUCUUGAAGUGGUGAGUGAGGAAAAAGCGGUUUGUGGGGCAGGUGGGCCAGGAGAACAAGAAGAAAAUCCGAACCGAGAGCGGAGUGUGCAUCAGCAGCUCAUACAAAGGCAACCUUUACGAGAAAUGGAAAAAGAGAAACAAGAUCGACGAGCGCGGCUCUGACUCGGAGGCCGAAGGAGAGCCAAGAAGAGGAAAGAAACAGAAAGGCAGAGGGGCACGCCCUUUGCCUUCUUCCCAAGGCCGCCAUGCCUCCCAGGAGACUAAGGCUCGCUCUGAACUGAGAACCAAGCAGCAGAUCCUCAAACUUCGGAAGAAAACAGCAAAGCAGCGCUUCCUGCAGAGCGGGGCACUCAAACGCUUGAAGUCCCGCAACCGCCAGCACGUCCAAGAGCUCCGCCAGAGCGCUUUUGGGCGUGGAAGCUUCAAGAAAGGCAAGCUGCGGAAGAGGAUGUAGGGGUGUGACAGGAGGACAGCAGGCUUUCUGCACCUGCCUGAUUAUGGGCAAACUCUGGGUUUGGUGGGAAACAUUAAAUGUUUCUAAAAGCUUUGUUGACGACUAAUGUGUCUGAAAUGGUUCUCCCCACCCAUCGAGCCCUGAGUCCCCUUGAAGCCUUUCUGCAUCUCCUGUCCUUGUGCCAGUCAGUUUGGAAUAAUAUUUCCCCUC
Gekko japonicus is the source of this 2822-nucleotide messenger RNA. RefSeq names its product DEAD-box helicase 54 (gene DDX54). Gene Ontology annotation, cellular component: nucleus. The record is from RefSeq and is a predicted model, not a curated record. Gene Ontology annotation, molecular function: ATP binding; RNA helicase activity; RNA binding. The transcript has 21 exons. NCBI's taxonomy places the organism in Eukaryota, Metazoa, Chordata, Lepidosauria, Squamata, Gekkonidae.